AUGCAGGAUACGGAAGACAAUAAUGUACAAGACUCUUUGCCCGCUGAUGAAAAGCAGAAGCAUACAUUCAACGAGCAGACAAACUAUGUUUCAACUCGCAAGAUCAUAACGAUCUUCUUAGCAUGCGCCGCCGUCGACCUGGUUGCAUUGAUGGACCAGACCACUCUCGCGGCAAGUUUGUCGAUUAUCGGAGAUGAUUUAAAUGCUGGUAUCCAAACAAGUUGGAUUGCGGGUGGUUUCUUCCUGACGUCUACCUGCUUUCAACUAGUAUAUGGGCGACUUUCUGACAUUUGGUCACGGAAAGUCGUACUGUAUGUUGGAUUGGCAAUUUUCUUCUUUGGCUCUCUAGCUUCCUCCUUAGCUCAAACAGCCCUUCAAUUGAUAAUAUUUCGUGCCUUCACUGGAAUCGGCGGCGGCGGGUUAGCAAAUGUUGCGCAAAUGAUUGUCAGCGAUGUGGUGCCGCUGAGGGAACGAGGCAAGUACCAGGGAAUUCUAGGGGCGGUCGUUGCUCUAUCAAAUGGCAUUGGCCCUGUAAUUGGAGGUGCCUUGUCUUCAAUAUCGAAGGAUUCGUGGAGGUGGAUCUUCCGCAUUAACCUUCCCCUUGCGAUACUCACAACGCUCUGUGUGUUAUUUUUCAUGCCUCUUCGGAAGGUUGAUGGUGACUGGAAAACCAAGGUAAAAGCUAUUGAUUUCUUUGGGGUAUUUCUAGCCCUCUCCGGCGCGACAAUCUUCCUCCUUGGGCUCAUAUGGGGAGGAGGCGAAUACCCAUGGAAUUCAACCCAUGUGAUUUCUACGUUAAUCUUAGGCUUUGCUGUUUGUGUGUCCUUCGUUUUAUGGCAGUGGAAGGGCGCAUCGUAUCCGCUAGUGCCGAUGGGUAUCUUCCGUGUCAAGAUAGUAAACGGGGCGUGCCUGACUAUGCUCAUCAAUGGCUGGAACUACGUUGUGCAAGUUUAUUAUAUCCCGACUUUCUAUCAGCUGGUGUAUGGAUACUCGGCUACCAAGUCAGGAGCCCUGCUUCUGCCCAUUGUCCUGGUUCAAACAUUAUUCAGCACUUUAUCCGGCCUUAUCGUCCACCGUGUAGGUCGAUACCGAGAAUGCAUCUUGUUUGGAUGGCUUGCCUGGGCCGUUGGAUUGGGGCUUUUCUCCACACUUGAUAAAUCAUCUGGGAUUGGUAAACAGAUUGGAUAUGGCAUACUUACUGGUGUGGGAGUUGGAAACACACUGCAGCCGUCUUUAAUCGCUAUUCAAGCUGGCGUCCCUAGGAGGGAUAUGGCAGUUACCACGUCAUUUCGGAAUUUUAUAAGAAACCUUGGUGCCACGCUAGGCCUGGCGGUAUCCGGAACAAUUCUAAAUAACCUUGUCAUAUCCUCGUUAUUGUCCCUUGACCUUUCAGAGACUCAAAGAAAAGAAAUAACCCAAAGCCCACGCUACUACCUGGCAAAACAGAGUCCAGAGGAAGCUGAACGGAUCCGCGCUGUGCUUACUCCGGCAUAUCAGAAAGCGUUUCGGGUGGUUUUCAUAAUGUGUUCAGCCCUUGCUGGCUUAGCUUUUAUUCUCGCAAUUUUUCUCAUGCCUCACAUUUCGCUGAAGAGAGAUGACGACAAGAAACUAAAAGAAGAAGCUAGAUCAAGGGAGAAGACAAAAGAUGUGCCCGAUUGCGAAGAGCUACAGCAAAAGUAA
This is a messenger RNA of Nannizzia gypsea CBS 118893, 1680 nucleotides long. RefSeq names its product cephamycin export protein cmcT. Bases 1 to 1680 code for a protein of 559 amino acids. Gene Ontology annotation, molecular function: transmembrane transporter activity. Gene Ontology annotation, biological process: transmembrane transport. The record is from RefSeq and is a predicted model, not a curated record. NCBI's taxonomy places the organism in Eukaryota, Fungi, Ascomycota, Eurotiomycetes, Onygenales, Arthrodermataceae. The transcript is spliced from 7 exons.